This is a messenger RNA of Phyllotreta striolata, 537 nucleotides long. Lineage: Eukaryota; Metazoa; Arthropoda; Insecta; Coleoptera; Chrysomelidae. The record is from the annotation of a GenBank genome assembly.
AUGUCCAUAUUUUCCCGAAUAUCGAACCUCUCCUCGAGGAUGAGAAGUUAUCCUGAUAACCUGGACAUGAUAGAGCCCAAUUUGUACCUGAGCGGUGAGGCCGAAGCGAGGAACGUUGAAACGCUGAAAAAGUUCAAAAUCACCCACAUCUUGACUAUAAACGAUUAUCCUUUAACAUCAACCGUUAAGGAAGCGCUUCCUUAUCUUCAAAUGAAAUACAUAAGGCUAUCGGACAUUACUACCUCCGACUUGAUGGCGUACUUUGACGAAACCUACGAAUUUAUCAGAGAAGGGGUCACCCGAGGAGCGGUGCUCGUGCAUUGCCAAAUGGGGGUGUCCCGAAGCGCCACGAUCGUCAUUGCUUACUUGAUGAAGAAGUACAACAUCAGCUUUCGCGAGGCUUUGGAUAGAGUCAAAAUGAAGAGAUGCGUUUUUCCCAAUCAAGGAUUCAUCGCCCAGUUGGAAAAUUACAGGAUUAUGGGCUGUUCGACGAUGAGACGGUACGAACCGAAAUCCAGUAGAUACUAUAUGAGAUGA